Sclerotinia sclerotiorum 1980 UF-70 is the source of this 477-nucleotide messenger RNA. RefSeq lists its product with no specific name. The transcript has 3 exons. The coding region runs from base 1 to 477 and encodes 158 amino acids. The record is from RefSeq and is a predicted model, not a curated record. Lineage: Eukaryota; Fungi; Ascomycota; Leotiomycetes; Helotiales; Sclerotiniaceae.
AUGGGAGAGCAAUUAAGCAAAAUUGAGGAGUCGAUUAUAAGGAAUGAAUCUUCGAACUACUUCGAGAGACCGGAAGAGGUGAUGGAGAAUUGUGCCACAGUUUUUCAAGGUAUAAAUGGAGGACAACUUAAUAUUGAUAAAGGGUCUAACUCGCAGCACAAGCUCAUUGAGCGUCAUCUCGAAGAUAAGAAAGGAAUUAACAUUAAACCCCUACUUUAUCUUGAGGAAAAGUUCCUAGAUGGAUUUAUACCCCAGCGUAUGAUCCCAACUCUAGGGUUGAGGAAUGGGGAUGUUAAUGAUACUGUUCCACUUGACUUCCCCUGGAAUAAUAAGGGCUCCUUUCCUCAGAUACAUGAAUUGGAUAUAUUGGCUCAAAACAUUCAAAAGGAAGAAGAUAUCAGUAAACAAGGCGCUAAAGACGAUGAAGAUACUAAGGACUGCCUUGAUCAGAAAGAGAAAUUGAAGAAGAAAGGUUAA